AUGGCGGAGUUGACUCCACAGCCGAGAGGAAUGCCUAUGCAAGAGGAAAUGCCGGGGCAGCCGCAAAUGGCUGCAUUUUCUUCGAUUCCAGAGGAAAAUCUAACAAAAGAACAGAAAAUCGCGAAGCAAAAUCUUGAAGCUGCAUUUGGCGCAAUCAAACAGGCAUUUGCCAAAGUCCAUGAAGGCAUGAAUUAUAUCCAGCAGCAAAAUCUGACCGUGGCGAAAAAGCUCAAGACAGUAUCGUCGAUUGAUAUUCGAUACUUUCAUCUCGAUAUCCCUGUCAAAUGCAAGAUGGAAAACGGCGUGCUUUUGGAAGUUAGCGAGCUCAAAGCUUCAAAGAGCGAGUGGCACAAAGGCUGCAAAUUUACAUUUAUUGUGACGACCGAAGGAACAAGUCAUCAUUUGAACAUCAAAGUACACACGCCAGCUUACAUGGAAAAAUACGAAAUCAGAUUCAAAGUGUACUCUCACUAUGACAAGACUGAGCCAGUGUGCUACAGCGAGAAUGCCAAAGAAGGAGAUAUCUACACGGUCAAAAUUUCCGACGUUACCGACAUCUACUCAGAUCCUCGAUUCCACGAUGGUAUCGCACCCGAAACGCUUCCUGUGGACAUUGAAAUCGAUUUCAGAGCCAUGCAUUUCAGGAAAUAA
Oikopleura dioica is the source of this 651-nucleotide messenger RNA. The record is from the annotation of a GenBank genome assembly. NCBI's taxonomy places the organism in Eukaryota, Metazoa, Chordata, Appendicularia, Copelata, Oikopleuridae.